AACUUGCAAUCGCCAUAUUAUUAACAUAGAGUAGAAGAGCAGCCUGUUGUCUGCUUUGCCUGCUGCUAUCAUCUCGUUUUUUUCCUUCUUGCUUUUCAGACCACGCUUUCGCUGUGGUGCAGUUAGUUACAUAGAGUUUACGACGACUUUCUAAACACUUUACAUGGACCGAUACGCACGUUAACUCUGCCUUUUAUUUAUUUAGAGUAUUUUAUUUAUUGGCAGUUAACUCAUAUUUCGCGGGGUAAAUUUUUUUUUAUACGAACCCCUUCGGUGAAUUAAGGAAAAAAAUUGAAUUUGGGGAUUUGACAACUAAUUUAGUUCAAACCACGGAAUAUUUGGAGGCGGCUACUUUGAUAGAAAGAAAGUAUAAAGGAGAAGAGAAAAAGUUUGAAAAGAAUUAUUUUCCCCCUUUAUUGAAAAAGUGCGCUGAAAGUUAAAAGACGCAAAGUCGUCCGAGAAAACCGAGUAUAGUGUUAGAAAGUAGAAAAAUAACAAGAUGAGCGAUAACGUGCAGGAUACUUUUAACAAACUGAAAUUACAUCCCCGACUUUGUCACUUGAUAAAAUGGCAAGAUUUCAAUGGUUAUGGAUUUAACUUGCAUGCUGAAAAAGGCAAAGCUGGCCAGUUUAUCGGAAAAGUGGAUGAAGGUUCUCCAGCCGAAGCUGCUUUUCUCUAUCAAGGGGACCGAAUAAUCGAGGUGAAUGGUGUGAAUAUUGGCAAUGAGAAUCACCAACAGGUAGUCCAGAGGAUCAAAGCUGGUGGAGAUGAGACCAGAUUAUUAGUUGUCGACACUGAAACGGAUAUCCAUUUCAAGGCCCAGAAAACUGUGGUACGUGGAGAAAUGCCCGAAGUUGCAUAUUGUAAAACCCCUGACAUGCAUGGGUUUUCUACCCCGAUUCUGAACUACAACCAAACUUUGGAGACAAAACAAAAUGCUGAGACAGGUGAGACCACCAGCCAAGGAAUUGCCUCUGGUACCACUUUGAUAACCAAUGGACUGAGUGAGGACCUUCCUGCACCUCCCCCAGAACUUAUUGAAAAUGGACAUGAACCUACUGUGGAAAGGGUGACUGUAUCAGAAGUUGAAAGUGAAGUUAAGAAUAUUGAAAGUGAUGCAAUAUAUGAUAUUCCUGAUGCAGUUCCUGUAUUGACAACUGAUUCAGGAUCUGUCAAAAGUGGAUCAGAAAAAUCUGAAUCGGACAAACAAGAAACGAAUUCAAUUAAAACAGGAUCGGUUAAAUCGGAGAAAGUAGAAUCGGAGAAAGGAGACUCGGAGAGAGCAGAAUCAGAGAAAGCAGAAUCGGAGAAAGGAGACUCGGAGAAAGCAGAAUCAGAGAGAGCGGAAUCGGAGAAAGCAGUAUCAGAAAAGUGUGAAUCAGAAAAGUGUGAAUCAGAGAAAGCGGAAUCAGAGAAAGCAGAAUCAGAGAAAGCGGAAUCAGAUAUAGUGGCAGUGGUCAAAUCUGAUAUCGAGUCGAUUAAAGCAGAAGCUAAUAUAUCAAACAACGAAGUUGCUGGAACAGCAAAAUCCUACAUCACAAAAAUCCCUCUUGAUGACUUAGACAGUUCUCCUUCAUUUGUGAAAGCCGUUAGAGAACCUAAAGAAAUUGAUGUUAGUGAUCCAUUAAACUUUGUUAAUGUAAGUGCUGAGGAGAUGAAGCAAAAGAUCUUGUCCAAGAAGAAAGCCAGGAAGUUCAAAGAUAUGAAUCUAAAAGAAAAGCAUGAAAUCUUAGACAGACUGUGAUGUAUUUUUACUGAUAUUAAUUCCAGUGCCAAUGUUUGACUUUGGGAUACACACACAGACACGCACACACAUGCACACAUUGAACUGAAAUUAAUGAUUUGUUUCUUAUACAUACAUUAACUGUUAUAUAUCAAGUUUAAAAUGUGUGUACCUAUCCUGUGGGAUAUUUUUCUAUCACAAGUGCCUGUUUUUUUUUUUUUUUUUGUAAUAGUGUCUGACCAAAAGAAUUUGUCUUGGUGGCUUUUCUUGUAUUGUUAUUCUUGUCCACCUGUAUCCACCCCCAAUCUUUGCUUUUCUUUUUGUCCUCCUUAUCAAAACAUUCAGUGUUUUGAUAACAACCUUUCUACUGAUAUAUUUACAAUCAUGGAGAAUUUUCUGAAUUUUUGCCAUUGAGCAAUAUUAGUUGCAAAGGUUCACAGUGAAAUUUUUGAUUCACUCUGGCUCAAUGUUUUGUCUAAUUUCUUGUUGCUGUCAUCAAUGAUAAUUACUUAACUUCAAAAAUGUCACAUUGUGAUUUUGUUUCUUCUACUACUACUGGUGUUUUAGUUUUUCAAUUUUUUUUACUUCUCUUCUCCAAUAGUCUUGUUUCUAUUUCUUUUCACCUCUCCUUUUUUUUCUCUUGUUCAGGUGCUCAGGAUUAAAUUUCAGUUUAAAUUGUGCUUUGAUAUAUUGAAAAAAAAAAAAAAAAUCUAAUAUUGAUAUAUUAUAACAUGCAUUCCAGAAUCAUUUGCAGCAUUGAUUUUUUUUUUGUUAUAAAUACAUUAUUUUCUUGGAUUCAUGUUUUGUUUCUUUAACCUUAGAUUUUCAAGUCCAUUUGAUAGUUUGAGGUUGUCUAAAAUUUGCAUUCCAUUUAUUUAAAGUUUGUGGGCUAACGAGAGCAGUGGGAUGAUAAUGGAUAGAGAAGGCUCCAAGUACACACCUUAUAUUAUGGUCCAAUAAGGUAGAAAGCUGGCAGAAUGAUCAGUGUUGCAGGCAAAAUGCUUAGUGGUGUUUCUUCUUGCUCUCUGUUCUGUAUUCAAAUUCAGCCUUUCAGGAUGGGUAAUAAAAAUAAAAUAAGUGCCAGCUCACUACCGGGUUCAUGUAAUCAACUUGAACUCUACUUCCUGGCCUUGUACCAAAAUUUGAAACCAUUAUUAUUAUGGUCCACUUUUCUAUUAUACACUUUCUAUUUAAGAUUUAAUCUACAACUCUUCUUCAUUCCACAUUUUAUACAGUUGUCACAUGAACCUUACUUUUAGCUAUAAGGCACCUUGACUGGAUUUUCUAAUUCAAAUGUGUUAACCACAGUUUAUCCAAAAACUUGCCGGGAACAAUUUCUAAUAGCUUUGUGCAGGAAUUAACUCUUUUGAUACAACACUACCGAAUAAAAAAAGUAGACACUUUUGUCCUUUUUCUUCUAAUAACUUAUUUCUAAGUAGAUCAAUCAACUGUUUACCUUUCAUGGUUUUAUUUGUAGUUUCUCUGGUUUUUGAAUUGUUUAAAUAUUCUGUGUCAAGAAAAUCUAGUUAAUUGCUACCAGUUGUUACUACUCAACAUCAACAUUGGUUAGCAGUCAGCAGAGGAUUAGAGAUAGCAUUUUAAUUUAUAUAACUUCAAAUAUUUAUUCCUGGACACUUCCUAGGUUUCUCUGGCUUGUUUUUAAAGCGUAUUCAGUUUUGAUAAAGUUAGAAAAGUUCUUCUUUUCCUAGAAGGAAACAAAUUAAUAACUCCGUCUUUUUCUUCCAAGCACUUCUACCCUUUAGCAUUCAGAUUUACUCUGGCAAAUGUAAUGCGUAUUUAUUCACAUUGCUUUGAAUGAGUUGUGGAUUAUCUGUUAGCUUUGAGAGUUUUAUGAUGUAAUUGUUUACUUUUAGUAUGACAUUGUAGGGUAGGUGUGAGGGGCCAGAUAUGACCAGUUUGAACAUGAAACAAUAUUUUAGCUGAACACAACCAGUUUAAAUGCUGAAGGGUUAACAAGAAAAUCUUUUGAUCUUAGAAACACUUUUGUUUAUACAUUUUCUAGUUUGUGAAACCUGUUUCAGGACAAGUACACCAUGGAAUACAUUAUCUGAGCUGCACCUUUCUAUUACUGCUGUUUAUUUUUGAUAAUUGGUAUUUUAAUUUGUGCUUUAAAGAGUAAACAUUCUUUUUUUUUUUUUGUUUUACUUUAAUUUAUCUUGAUUAACAUUCAAUUUUUCCCACCCAACUUUUUUAAACUUUUGCUAAUAAAAACAAUAAUAAAGAAAACAAACAGUAUGAAAUGAAAUGAAAAAUAUAUACUCAAUUCCAGACAGACAGACAUACAUAUAUAUUAUAUAUAAAAUCUAUAUUUGAUAAAUAGAUAUAUUGAUCUUGUUUCUAAUUGGCUUUAUUGUUUAUAAUAAAAACGAAUAAAAAAUGUUGUCUCCACCCUUUCUGAAUCCAUUUUUGUCUUGGAAACUUAGUAUUCUCUCAGUAGCCAUUUCAUUCUUAGAUUAUCUUCUUGGUUCUUUAUACAAACAGUAAAUCCUGGACAUUGGCUGUGAGUUAUUUUUCUCUGAUAAUGGAGGAAAAAAGAUAAAUGAAAUUUUAAAAAAUAUAUGUAGAGGGUAACAUUCUUUUUUUCUUUUUGAUGUUUUCAAUACCCUCAAAUUGUUUGAAAUUCCAAUUUUGGUAAAAAAUUGGAAAUGCUGACCAUUUUACUUUUUCUAUUUUGAACUUGUUUAACGAUUAACCUGCUGCAAAUUUUUUCCUUCAUGAAAUUUGUCAAGUUACACACUGGAACCAAUCUGUGUGGAAUUCUUUUCACCAAUGUUAUUGAUUUACUUUUAUUAUUCCUUGAUUUUUAUGAUAUAAAGAGAUGCAACAAUUAA
Messenger RNA from Octopus sinensis (East Asian common octopus), 4575 nucleotides. RefSeq names its product Na(+)/H(+) exchange regulatory cofactor NHE-RF1. Gene Ontology annotation, biological process: protein localization to plasma membrane. Bases 500 to 1744 code for a protein of 414 amino acids. Gene Ontology annotation, cellular component: apical plasma membrane. Gene Ontology annotation, molecular function: protein binding; protein-membrane adaptor activity. NCBI's taxonomy places the organism in Eukaryota, Metazoa, Mollusca, Cephalopoda, Octopoda, Octopodidae. The record is from RefSeq and is a predicted model, not a curated record. The transcript is spliced from 3 exons.